Momordica charantia (bitter melon) is the source of this 2501-nucleotide messenger RNA. Its product is annotated as Copper amine oxidase family protein. Gene Ontology annotation, molecular function: primary methylamine oxidase activity; copper ion binding; quinone binding. Gene Ontology annotation, biological process: amine metabolic process. Lineage: Eukaryota; Viridiplantae; Streptophyta; Magnoliopsida; Cucurbitales; Cucurbitaceae. The record is from RefSeq and is a predicted model, not a curated record.
AAAGAAUCUAAAAUAAAUAUUUUAAAAGUUCCACCGAAAUCCAAACACACACGAUGACAAUUUAGAAGCAGCUUCUGGCAUAGUGAGACGAGCCCCACAUCUCCACCCAGUUCCAGUUCUUGCAACAUAAAUACGCCUCACCUCCUUACUCCUUACUACUUCUCUCUGCAAGACGCCAUGGCCACGGCUCCCACAAACUUCCUUCUCUACUCCUUUCUCUCCUUAGCCACAGCCUUUGCUCUGUUUUUCACCUUCCUCCAUCUCCCAAUUUCCUCGCCCGACCACCGCCUUCCCUCCAAUCUCUUCGGCCUGAAUCCCACGAGCCGCCGCGACCACUCCUCCGACACCCCCCACCACCCUCUCGACCCCCUCACCGUCCAAGAAAUCAACCGAGUCCGUUCCAUCAUCUCCUCCCAUUUUCUCUUCCAAUCCUGCCCCUACUCCGUCCACUCCCUCGUCCUCGAAGAGCCCCAAAAAUCCCUCGUCCUCGCCUGGCAAAAAGGCCACCGCCUCCCCCCCAGAAGGGCCUCCGUAAUCGCACGUGUCGACGCCCACACCCACGUGCUGACCGUCGACCUUACCACCGCCGACGUGGCGGUCCACCCAGCGGGCCCACAUGCGGGCUUCCCCACCAUGACGAUCGAGGAGAUGAACUCGGCCACGUGGGUCCCACUCAAGAGCGAGCGUUUCAACCGUACGAUCCUCGACCGCGGGAUCGCACUGUCGGACCUGUCGUGCCUGCCGAUUUCGACCGGAUGGUUCGGCCCGGCCGAGGAGAACCGGAGGCUGAUUAAGGUGCAGUGCUACUCCAUGAAGGACACCGCCAACUUCUACAUGAGGCCAAUCGAAGGGUUGACCGUUUUGGUUGACUUGGACCGUAAAGAAGUGGUUGAAAUUUCCGACAAAGGGAGGAAUAUUCCGAUUCCUAAAGCGGCGAACACCGAUUACCGAUACUCGGCGCAGCCGCCGAAUAAAGUGAUUAGGCUGCUGAAUCCGAUUUCGAUUGAGCAGCCGAAGGGGCCGAGUUUCACGGUGGAGGACGAUUACUUGGUCAAGUGGGCAAAUUGGGAGUUUCACUUGAAACCCGACCCGAGAUCCGGGAUCGUGGUGUCUCGGGCCAGAGUUCGGGACCCGGAUACGGGGGUGCUGAGGGAUGUUAUUUACAAGGGGUUUACUUCGGAGUUGUUUGUGCCUUAUAUGGAUCCAUCGGAAGCUUGGUAUUUCAAGACGUAUAUGGACGCGGGGGAAUACGGGUUUGGGUUGCAGGCCAUGAGUCUUGACCCGCUUAAUGAUUGCCCGAGAAACGCGUAUUAUAUGGACGGCGUCUUUGCGGCGGUCGACGGGCAGCCGUAUGUCCGACCCAAUAUGAUUUGCCUCUUCGAGAGCUACGCCGGCGACAUUGGGUGGCGCCAUUCAGAGAGUCCGAUUACGGGAUUGGAUAUCAGGGAGGUGAGGCCGAAGGUGACGCUUGUGGCGAGGAUGGCGGCAUCUGUGGCCAAUUACGACUACAUUGUCGACUGGGAAUUUCAAACAGACGGACUUAUCAGAAUCAAGGUGGGUCUAAGCGGGAUACUGAUGGUGAAAGGCACGAGUUACGAGAACGCGAAUGAGUUUGCCGGAAAAGAUGUCCACGGCACACUGCUGUCGGAAAACGUGAUCGGAGUAAUCCACGACCACUACGUAACGUUCUAUCUGGACAUGGACAUCGACGGGUCGGAGAAUUCGUUCGUGAAGGUGAAUCUGGAAAGGCAGCGCACUUGGGAAGGAGAAUCGCCCAGAAAAAGUUACCUGAGAGCGGUGAAGAAGGUGGCCAAGACCGAGAAAGAGGCCCAAAUCAAGCUCAAACUCUACGACCCGUCCGAGUUUCACGUCGUCAAUCCUUCCGUCAAGACUCGGGUCGGGAAUCCGGUCGGGUACAAGGUGGUUCCGGCCGCCAACGCCGCCAGCUUGAUGGAUCUGGACGAUCCUCCGCAGAGGAGGGGAGCGUUUACCAAUAAUCAGAUAUGGGUGACCCCGUACAACCGGACCCAGGAGUGGGCCGGCGGCCGCUUCGUUUACCAGAGCCGCGGCGACGACACUCUUCAAACUUGGUCCGACCGUGAUAGGUCGAUCGAGAACAAAGACAUAGUAGUAUGGUACACGUUAGGGUUCCAUCACAUACCAUGUCAAGAGGACUUCCCGAUCAUGCCGACCGUAUCGGCGAGUUUCGAUUUGAAGCCAGCAAAUUUUUUUGAAAGCAAUCCCAUUCUUAGAUUUCCUCCAAACACCAUUGAAGACCUUCCUGUUUGUAAGGCUGCUGCCUCGGCUUGACCACAGAAUCCUGUGUCUAAGUGGUGUUGAUGAUGUGAUUUGUAUUGUAAAGCUGAAAGAUGUGAUCAUUUGGAAGUUUGUUUUGGGAGAUGACUAAUAUGAGAUGCGUGUUUGAGAGAGAUUGUUCUGUAAUCAUUUAAGAAAAAUACUGUUUAAGUAUAUAUAUUUUCUUUGUUUUUUCUCUAUGAAUA